UCUCGAUCUGCAUGUGGUCUAAUUUCGAUCUGGAUAAGGUAAAAAAAACACGACCUGGAUAAGGCAAAAAAAACACGAUCUGGAUAAGGCCGAUACGACGAUCUGGAUAAGGUCCAAUUUCUGGCAAUUAUUGGUUGGGCUAGUGGUUAAUUACUUAACUUUCUCUCCUUUUUUUUUUUUUUUUUUUUUCUUAUCUUUCUCUCCUUCUCCGCACGCCGGGCGGGUUUUCAAAUGGGGUCCAGCUUUUCUCUCUUUCCUUCGACAAGCGGCACCAGUGCGUCGUGCUCCUCAAGCGAUACUGCAGCUCAGUCGCACAGCGGCUAUGGUGGAAGAAGCUCCUCCAUAGCCACGCGAGGAAGGAGGCCGCGAUACCAUUCUCGUUCUCUCACGCUUGUGAGAAAGGAGCAAGUGUACGGAAAGUACGGUAAAGCAGGGAGAGUAGGAGGAGGAGGAGGAGGAGGAGGAAAAGGAGGAGGAGGAGGAGGAGGAGGAAAAGGAGGAGGAGGAGGAGGAGGAGGAGGAGGAGGAAAAGGAGGAAGUAAUAGCGAUGGCGGAGACCGGAAGGGAGAGGGGACGGGAAGCGGCGGCUAUGGGGGUGCAGUGAAGGGGGUUGAACGACGGCACCCUUAUGUUCCUCACCCGUACGCGCCUCCAGCCCAUCGACGACAGCCAUCAAAAGCCAUUCCAGAUCGGUACACCACUUUCGAACAGGUACAGGAAGCUCUCAGGGAGGCAGGCCUGGAGUCUAGCAACCUUAUUGUGGGCUUUGACUUCACGAAGAGCAAUGAAUGGACAGGGCGGUCGUGCUUUGGUGGGCGCUCACUCCAUGCGAUUGGUGGGGAGCCCAACCCCUACAUGGAGGCAACGUCCAUCAUCGGACACAUGCUUAACAGCUUUGAUGAUGACAAUGAAAUUCCCUGCUUCGGCUUCGGAGAUGCCACCACGCAUGAUUCUGGUGUGUUCAGUUUCUUUGCAGAUCACCGGCCUUGUAAUGGCUUCGAGGAGGCAUUGAUGAGAUACAAACAGAUAGCGCCAUAUGUGCGCCUUGCAGGUCCGACAUCCUUUGCACCAAUUAUUGAGAUGGCGAUUGGCAUUGUUGAGGCCAGCGGCGGGUCUUAUCACAUACUCCUCAUAAUCGCGGAUGGCCAGGUUACCAGAAGCAUUGACACAGAUGCAAACAAGCUGAGCGUUCAGGAGGAGGCGACCAUCAAUGCUAUUGUUGCUGCCAGUGAUUAUGCGCUGUCUAUCGUAAUGGUUGGAGUUGGUGAUGGACCUUGGGAUAUGAUGAAGGCCUUUGACGAUCAUCUGCCGCAGCGCGCAUUCGACAACUUCCAGUUUGUGAAUUUCACUGAGAUUUCAUCGAAGCCGCUAACUCAGAAGGAGAAGGAGCUGAAAUUUGCCGUUGCGGCGCUGAUGGAGAUACCCUGUCAGUACCAGGCAACUGUGGACAUGAGACUUUUGGGCCGGCGGACGGGAAAUGCGCCUAUUCGGGCACCCCUGCCGCCUCCUACAGCUGUGCUGCAGGCUGAUAUGCGAAGGGAACUUCGGUCGGAUCCACACAGUGAUCCGGACAGAUCCAGACAUGUCCAGAUGGUCCAGAUGGUCCAGGUCUCUCCUGUCAAGCCAUGUCCGGAUGGUCCCGCUCGCCCCAUGGCACUUGUGUUCCGGACAGAUCCAGACAUGUCCAGAUUGACCGCCCACCUUCCACAUCAGCAACCUAUGCGAAUGCUCAAGCUAAUGCCAAUGAAGAUAGACUCCGAAGAUGCCACGUCAGCAAAGGAAGUGGGGAGUCUCUUAUGAUAGGCACAGAGUUUGAUGAUUAACUUAUUCUCGAAGCAGUCUCCCUUACGAUAAAUACUAAGGGGCACU
Chara braunii is the source of this 1869-nucleotide messenger RNA. The record is from the annotation of a GenBank genome assembly. NCBI's taxonomy places the organism in Eukaryota, Viridiplantae, Streptophyta, Charophyceae, Charales, Characeae.